This is a messenger RNA of Antechinus flavipes (yellow-footed antechinus), 719 nucleotides long. RefSeq names its product cathepsin B-like. Gene Ontology annotation, molecular function: cysteine-type endopeptidase activity. The record is from RefSeq and is a predicted model, not a curated record. Bases 69 to 704 code for a protein of 211 amino acids. NCBI's taxonomy places the organism in Eukaryota, Metazoa, Chordata, Mammalia, Dasyuromorphia, Dasyuridae. The transcript has a single exon. Gene Ontology annotation, cellular component: lysosome. Gene Ontology annotation, biological process: regulation of catalytic activity.
UUGCUGUAAGUUCUGAGCCAUCCUGUGCUGCUUCGGAGGGACUGUAAAUCAGGAAUUCAUUUACCAAAAUGUGGCGGUUCUUGGCCACUCUGUGCAGUCUGGUUGUACUGACCAGUGCUCGGAGUACAUUGUCCUUCCCUCCUCUUUCAGAUGAAAUGGUCAACUAUGUCAACAAGCUCAAUACUACAUGGAAGGCUGGGCAUAACUUCCGUAAUGUGGACAUGAGCUACGUCAAGAAACUCUGUGGUACCAUCAUGGGUGGAGCCAAGCAACUACCUCAGAGAUUGAUGUUGGCUGAUGACAUGAAACUACCAGAAAACUUUGAUGCACGGGAACAGUGGCCAAACUGCCCAACCAUCAAAGAAAUUCGAGACCAGGGCUCCUGCGGCUCUUGUUGGGCAUUUGGAGCUGUGGAAGCCAUUUCUGACAGGAUCUGUGUGCAUACUAAUGGUUAUACCACUGUAGAAGUGUCUGCUGAGGAUCUGCUUAGCUGCUGUGGAUUACAGUGUGGGGAAGGAUGUAAUGGUGGCUAUCCUGCUGGAGCUUGGAAAUAUUGGAUCAAGAAAGGCCUUGUAUCUGGUGGCCUCUAUGACUCCCAUGUGGGCUGCCGACCUUACUCCAUUCCUCCUUGUGAGCAUCAUGUGAAUGGUUCCCGCCCUGCCUGUAGUGGAGGGGAGGAGAUGGCUCAGUGGAUAGAGCACUAGCCUUGAAGUCAAGAG